GAGUGAGAGAGGGCGAAGCGAGAGGGGUGCGGGAACCGUGAGCUAGCUAGGCAGCCGCGGCGCGGCCGGGGAGCCCGCGGUGUACGUGGUGGGGUGGGGGCGGGUGGGGUGAUUGGGUUGGGGGGGUGGUGCGGAAGAAGGGCAAGGAGGGGCGGGGCGGCCGCGCCACUGUCUUGACUGCAGACUCCGGGGAGCUCCCGCUUCGGCGGCUGGGGGUGGGACCCGGAGCCCCGGGGAAGGAGGGUGGUUCACUUCUCGCCCUGUCUGAGUUCCUCACGUGCCCGUGUCGCACGCGGGAGGAGGGGGCCAGGCGCGCGAGGCCUGCGGGGGUGGGGCGCGGCAGGCGGCGAGCCCGCGGACCGGCACCAUGGGCUGCUUCUUCUCCAAGAAGCGGAAGACCGAGAAGGAGCAGCAGCAGUCCCCGCCGGCGUCCGGGGAAGCCGGGGAGCAGCAGCCGCAGAAGCAGUACAGCUGGGACAAGCGGGAAAAGGUUGAUCCAAAAGACUAUAUGUUUAAUGGCUUGAAGGAUGAAACAGUAGGUCGCUUACCUGGGAAAGUUGCAGGACAGCAGUUUGUCAUUCAAGAUUGUGAGAACUGCAACAUCUACAUCUUUGAUCACUCUGCUACAAUCACUAUUGACGACUGUACAAACUGCAGAAUCUUUCUGGGACCUGUAAAGGGCAGUGUAUUUUUCCGGAAUUGCAGAGAUUGCAAGUGCAUAGUAGCCUGCCAGCAGUUUCGCACUCGGGAUUGUAGAAAGCUAGAAGUCUUCUUGUGUUGUGCCACACAACCCAUUAUUGAGUCCUCGGCAAAUAUCAAGUUUGGCUGUUUUCAGUUUUAUUAUCCUGAGCUAGCUUUUCAGUUCAAAGAUGCAGGACUAAGCAUCUUCAAUAACACAUGGAGUAACGUCCAUGACUUUACACCUGUGUCAGGAGAAAACAAUUGGAGCCUCCUACCAGAGGAUACAGUGGUUCAGGACUCUGUUCCUCUACCUACUCUUGAAGAGCUCAAAGCUGUACGAAUUUCUACAGAUGCCAAUAGGAGCAUUGUUCCAAUAACCCGGGGUCAGAGGCAGAAGAUUAGUGAUGAAUCCUGUUUGGCUGUGUUAUUUGCUGGUGAUUACACUACUGCAAAUGCCAGGAAACUAAUUGAUGAGAUGCUUAGCAAAGAUUUUUUGCUGGUUCAGACAAAGGAAGUAUCAAUGAAACCUGAAGAUGCUCAGAGAGUUUUCCGAGAAAGAGCACCUGAUUUCAUUCCUUUACUGGAAAAAGGUCCUGUUAUUGCUUUGGAGUUUAAUGGAGAUGGUGCAGUAGAAGGAUGCCAGCUCAUCAUAAAUGAUGUAUUCAAUGGGACCAAGAUGUUUGUAUCAGAAAAUAAGGUAACAGCUUCUGGAGAUGUCGAUAGCUUCUACAACUUUGCUGAUCUACAGAUGGGGAUGUGACGUGAAGCCCAAAUUUUCAACUUGUUUAUGUAGGUUUUGAUAGUAUAAUUUUCACACUAGGAGUAUUUUUUAACUAAUGCUAAAACGUUUAAAGAUUAUUUUUCAAAGAAUUUGUUUAGUAUAACAUUUACUUGAUGCAAAACAGAUACUUCAUCUUAAAAUUCACAUUUAAUGUAUUUUAUGCACUUUUAAAUUCUUUUCCCACUCUUCUCCCCUAGAAUUUAAAGGUUCACAUUUCUGAGGCUGUAACUUAAAUGAACUGUCAAUGAAACAUAUACAUACAGUUUUAGAAAGUGAAUAAAAUGUAGCACUAGGUGCAUAGGAUUUAGGACUUGGAAGGGGCCUUAGAGAGCCUUUACUCAAUCCAUUUUACAGAUGAGAAAUCUAAGAGCCCCUGUCAGUUAAGUAAUUUGCUAAAGGUCAUAUUUGAUAGUAAGUGGGCAAAAAACUGGGAUUUGAAACCAUAUUUUCCCUCUUCAAAUCCGUUGCUUUUUCCAUUAUGCCACACUAAAUAAAACUUAACCAAAACUUAUCAAGAUUGCCAUUUAAACAUUAACAUCUAAAAAGAGCAUAUUGAAAUUUUGUAUGAUUUUACUUAUUUUUAUAUAGUGCUAUCAGAAAAAAAGGCUAUCUAAUGAUUCAUUAAGCUUCUUAACUAAAACUAUUUAAAUUCCUGAUAAUUUAGGCUAUCACGUUGGUUCUGAGGAAGGACUUUUGCACAGCCUGUUAUUUGUUUGGGUACCUCUUCUUUUUAGGAAGAUUUGUUUCUGUAAAGUGUAUCUGUUCAAAUCGAUCGAGGAAUUUCAGUUGUCAUUGAUAAGGAUUAUAAAAUGAAAUGAUGGCUUUGUAAUUACAAGAUGAAACACAAGUGGGUUGGAGCUGGAUCUAUUGCUAUAUAAACUAAAGUUGUCAAACAAACUGAUGGACAUUUGAUAAGUUGUUUUACCAUAUAAUUACACCAGUCUAUGCGUAGCACAACUUUCUAAAUAAAGAUUCACAUUAGUGGUCAACUUUGGAACUAAAAUUUUUACAGCUCCUUCGGGAGGAGCAAGGGUAUCAAUCAACAGGAAUAUAACUGUGACCUGAAAUCUGAGGACGCUGCCCAGAAAGAAGACCUCUCUUCUGAUAAUAGUCUAAUGUUAAUAUAUUGAUUACCAAAAAGCCAAAUAAAUUUGGUUUCCACAAAAUAUCCUACAUGUAAAAAACAAUAUUAAAGUAACUUUUCAAACUGUUUAAGUUGUAUAGUUAUUUGGGUGGGUGGGGAGCGUGGAUUGUAACCUAAAAUCCCUAAAACCAUUUCAGAGUUCAGAAAUGUCUUAAUAGAUUUAGGAAGAAUUGAAUUUGAUCUUUCCAUUGUGCAAAAGAUAACUCACAAGCAGGUGCUCCAUUUUCAUAAGUUUGCAAAAGGUCUAUGUUGAUAGGCUUAAACACAGAAAAUAACUUUUUUCUUUUUUUAAAAUAAAAAGUAACUAUUUUCUUCAAAAAUUCUUCUCAAGGUGAUUAUAAAAUGUGAAAAUUUAAAUCGUGACACAUAUUCUUUAUUAUUUUUAAUAAUGAUUUUAAAUAUCAUUCCUAACUACUUCCAGAAAUUAUAUGCACUUAGAGAUAAUGCAGUGUAAUGACCAUACACUUAAGCACUUAAAGAACCUCUACUAUAUACCUUAUAUUGUGCUGAUUUUUGCAUUUCAUUUCUUCAACUUUGAUGAGACCAGGAAAAUUCUUUAAGAUUCAGGAAACGGUUUCUUAAAGUAGAAAUAAAAAACAGUAGUUGUUUAUUAAUGUUUUGGCUAUAACUAAAGGAAUACGUAAUAAUCCACUUGGCAGUAAGAGGACUUUUAUUUGUUUAGGUUAGUUGAACGAAAAAAAAAGACAGAUUUGGAAAUAAAAAACUAUUUGAAGUUCUAAUCAUGAUUAAAUUAUAAUAAAUCCACUGUUAUGCAUAUGCCUUUUAAAACCAGAAUUCUUAGUUUUUUAAAAAUUAAAAUUCAAUGCUGUAUUAAGUCUGUCAUUUGGGUUUUAUCUUUUCUGAGAUAUUCAAAUACUAGUUGAGAAAUAUGCUGUAUAAUGAGGUGUUAAUUUUGAAUUUUUAUCAUAUGCCUUUAGCAUUUUUAUUAGGCAGAGUCUAAAACUGUAUAUACACCUCACUUAUUUAGUUUUAAGUUGAUACUAUUUAUGUUCUUUUGAACAUAAGGAUAUGCUUUUAUCAAAAAGUACUUUGAUUUCCUAUUAUUUGAAGGGAUUUAAAAAGUAAGUGAAGUUAUAUGCUAGCAUAGUUUCCAUUACUAUUACCUUUGAUAAUAUCUGACUAUACAGCAUUUCUCUACAGAAUGGCUUUCCAAUUCAUGGACACUUACUGUUAUGAAUGUUAAUUCAUUUUCCUAACAUGUUAUAUUUAAACUUCCUUCUAGCUUAUGUCUCUUGUAUAAUAUUACCUGCUUUAUACAACUUUUGUAUAUUUAAUGUCUAGCUUUUGUAUAUAUUUCAUCUAGCAUUUGUAAAGUGGAAUCAAUAAUAAACCUUGUUAAAAGUAAAAUGCUUUACUACUCACUGUAUAUAGAUCACUAACAUGUUUCAGAUAUACAUCAAAAUUGUGUAUCAUGAUGUGAAUCUGUUUUAGUAGUAAAAUAAAAUCAUAUGAGCCA
Molecule: messenger RNA, 4083 nt
Organism: Trichosurus vulpecula (common brushtail)
Lineage: Eukaryota; Metazoa; Chordata; Mammalia; Diprotodontia; Phalangeridae
Gene: RP2
Product: RP2 activator of ARL3 GTPase
Exons: 5
Coding region: 368-1441 (357 amino acids)
Biological process (GO): post-Golgi vesicle-mediated transport
Cellular component (GO): cilium; periciliary membrane compartment
Molecular function (GO): GTPase activator activity
Source: RefSeq, a predicted model, not a curated record